Molecule: messenger RNA, 1082 nt
Organism: Alexandromys fortis (reed vole)
Lineage: Eukaryota; Metazoa; Chordata; Mammalia; Rodentia; Cricetidae
Product: cytochrome c oxidase subunit 5B, mitochondrial-like
Exons: 1
Coding region: 678-1067 (129 amino acids)
Biological process (GO): mitochondrial electron transport, cytochrome c to oxygen
Cellular component (GO): mitochondrial envelope
Source: RefSeq, a predicted model, not a curated record
UACAUAGUUUAUAUGUGUGAUAAAAAUCAAGAAGCUCUUUUACUCCACUUUAAAAAGACUUUAUUUUAUGUGUAUGGUUGUUUUUUUGACUGCAUGUGUAUCUGCACCAAGUGUGUGCAGUACCCACAGAGGCGGUAAAUACUCUGGACUCGAGUUAGACUUAGCUGCCUGUGCGUGCUGGGAAUCAAACCCAGGUCCUCUGUGCUCCUAACUACUUAGCCAUCUAUCCGGCCCCAUGGAAAUGUGGUGGGUUGGGUGAGGUGUGGUGGUGUAUAUGUUUAAUCCCAGCACUAGGGAAGCAGAGGCAGGUAGAUCAGGCCAGCUUGGUCUACAAAGUGAGUUCCAGGACAUCCAGGGCCACAUAGUGAAACAAACCACAACAAAAAACAGUAAAAAUAUGGUUUGAAAGUUGUUUGGAAAGGCGUGAAACCUAGUGAAGACUCAUUUCCAAAAAACAGAGGUACUGGAGAGAUUAGCUUAGCAGUUAAGAGGGGGUGGUGUUCUUGCAGAGGACCCUAGUUCAUUUCCAAGCACCUACAUGGUGGCUCACAACCACCUGUAACUUCAGUUUCAGGGAAAUCAGAUUCCUAUGGCCUUCAUGGCAUCUAUACUUCAUAUUCACAUAUAUGCAAAUAAAAAUAAUUCCUUAAAAAAGAAAAAAGAAGGUCUCCGGCGAGAUGGCUUCAAGGUUACUUUGCGGAGUGGGCACUCUGGCGGCUCAGGCCCUGAGGGCCCGCGGGCCCCAUGGCACGGUUGCGACGCACUCCACGGCUUCUAGAGGUGGUGUCCCUACUGAUGAGGAGCAGGCUACAGGGCUGGAGAGGGAGAUCAUGAUAGCCUCACAGAAGGGACUGGAUCCAUACAAUAUGCUACCUCCAAAGGCAGCUUCGGGCACCAAGGAAGAUCCUAAUUUAGUCCCGUCCAUCACCAACAAGCGGAUAGUGGGCUGCAUCUGUGAAGAGGACAACUGUACCGUCAUCUGGUUUUGGCUGCACAAAGGCGAGACUCAGCGGUGCCCAAGCAGUGGAACCCAUUAUCAGCUGGUGCCCCACCAACUGGCCCUCUGAGCCCUGAGUUAACUU